AUGGAGUCACUGCCACGGCCGACGUCGUCAACGUUCCGCGGGAAGAAAGAAAAGGUGGUGUUCGUGGUGGGUCCCACGGGGACAGGCAAGUCCAGGCUGGCGAUCGACCUAGCAACCCGCUUCCCGGCCGAGGUUGUCAACUGCGACAAAAUGCAAGUCUACCAGGGGCUCGACGUCGCCUCCAACAAGGUCACCGACGCCGAGCGCCGCGGUGUGCCCCACCACCUGCUCGGCGUCGUCCACGACCCGCUCGCCGAUUUCGCCGCCGUCGACUUCUGCCGCCGCGCCUCGCGCGUGACGAAAUCCAUCAUCGCACGCGGCCGCCUCCCCAUCGUUGCCGGGGGGUCGAACUCCUUCGUCGAGGCGCUGGUCGACGGCGAAGACGCUGACUUCCGGUCCCAAUACGAUUUCUGCUUCCUCUGGGUCGACGUGGCGCUUCCGGUUUUGUACGAGUUUAUUUCCGACCGGGUCGAUCGGAUGGUUGACUCCGGUUUGGUAGAAGAGGUUCGGGCAGCGUUCGACCCGAAUGAUCGGGAUUACACGCGCGGGAUCCGACGCGCGAUCGGCGUGCCUGAAUUGGAUGAGUACUUUAGAUCCGGAGGUCGAAGCGCCGCCCUCCUGGAGGCGGCGGUAGAAAAGAUUAAGGAGAACACGUGUCGGCUGGCUUGCCGGCAGUUGAAGAAGAUCCAGCGGCUGAACGGGCAGUUGAAUUGGAGCAUGCAUCGGGUGGAUGCGACGGAUGUCUUUCUCAGGAGAGGAACAUCGGGGGCCGACGAGAUCUGGGAGGAGCUGGUGGCCGGACCGAGCACCGCAAUUGUCGAUCGGUUCCUUCACCGGGAGGAAAAUUUGGUUUCGAAUACGACGGAGGUAGUGGAGGACCACGCGGCGGCGGUUGGAAUUCCUCUGCCCGCUAUGGCAGCGGCGGCAGGGCUUACCCUGUAG
Messenger RNA from Linum tenue, 942 nucleotides. The record is from the annotation of a GenBank genome assembly. NCBI's taxonomy places the organism in Eukaryota, Viridiplantae, Streptophyta, Magnoliopsida, Malpighiales, Linaceae.